Ipomoea triloba (trilobed morning glory) is the source of this 785-nucleotide messenger RNA. RefSeq lists its product as uncharacterized. The transcript has a single exon. The record is from RefSeq and is a predicted model, not a curated record. Lineage: Eukaryota; Viridiplantae; Streptophyta; Magnoliopsida; Solanales; Convolvulaceae. The coding region runs from base 103 to 462 and encodes 119 amino acids.
UUACAAAAGCCCCCACUCCCCUUUAAGCUGUUCCCUAAUAAAUCAAAAACUAACAAAACCUAAGCCUUGAAGCAAAGCCAAAUUCACAGCACUUUAUUUUCCAUGGAGAAUUUGAGAUCUAACUCAACAAGAGAAGGAAAGAUGAAAAUGGAAAGCUACUAUGCUCCUACAACCAUGAAAGAUUUAAGAAGUUUCAGCACAUCUCGAGCACAUUAUGAUGCUUCUCCUUCUCCAUCUCCUCCUCCCUACAAGGAGCUGAAGUUGAAGAACGGCAAGGCUGGCAGAGGUCCAUCGGGUUUUGCCUCGAAGAGUUGGAGCUUGAAUGAGUCGGAGUUGCAGAGGAAGAAGAGAGUGGCAGGGUACAAGGCCUACAGUGUGGAGGGGAAGAUGAAGGGCUCGUUCAGAAAGAGCGUUAAGUGGAUCAAGAACUCCUGCAGUCAUGUGGUUUAUGGAUGGUGGUGAUUGCUUCUCUCUAGCUCCUGUUGUUGAAUCUUGAUGCCUUCUCUCUGGUGCCCAUUUUCUUUUUUAACUAUUUCAGACUUCUUUUUGGGGUUAAUACACAAUACUAUAAUGCUACAGGACCGGACUCGGAUUACUCUCACAAUAGUGGGAUACCGGAUAAUGCAACAAAAAAUACAGUACUACAUCAUGGAUCACUAUGACAAAAACUCUAUUUAUCAUGCAUCAGAAUGCAACUAUAUGUUGAUUCUAUAAUAUAAAGAUAUAGUGUAAUGGAGUGUUCUUGGCCUGGUUUGAUUAUGAAUUAUUUUCUGUGUUUCUUGAUA